CAGUCCGAACGUUGAUUUGAUUUUACAGUAUAAUAACUGCUCAGAAAACGCGAGUGGAUAAGACGGGAUGGCCUUUCCUGACAUCACAGAGGAUGACCUAAAUGAACUGAUGCGUGAGGAGGCAGAGGAUGUUUUUGAUGAUGACGGAGUGUCCUCACGCUUCCCAGACAUCAUGGCUGCUGGCACUCACUCUCCUGGAGGACCCAAUGGCAUCAUCAGGAGCCAGUCGUUCGCUGGCUUCAGCACCCUGCAGGAGAGACGCUCACGGUGCAACUCCUUCAUGGGGAACUCGGCAGUGCAGAAGAAGCCCAUCUCCAAGCCCAGGAAGCCCCAUCUGUCCGGGCAUAAAUCCAGCAGCAGCAGCAGCAGCUCACGAGAGCCACAGCCUAAACGUGUGGAGGAGGUUUACAGCGCACUCAAGCAAGGCCUGGAUGAAUAUCUGGAGGUGCACCAAACCGAGCUGGAUAAACUCACUUCCCUCAUGAAGGACAUGAAGAGGAACUCCAGACUGGGUGUGCUGUAUGAUCUUGACAAGCAAAUCAAGACCAUAGAGCGAUACAUGCGACGACUGGAGUUUCACAUCAGCAAGGUCGAUGAGCUGUACGAGGGCUUUUGCAUUCAGAGGAGGUUGCGUGAUGGCGCCAGUAAGAUGAAACAGGCCUUCACUGCUUCGCCCUCCACCAAAGGCACACGUGAGAGCCUGGCGGAGGUCAAUCGCAGAUACAAAGAAUAUACAGAGAACAUGAGCACUUUUGAGGGCGAGCUGGAGAACCUGUUGGGGGAGUUUCAUAUCAAAAUGAAAGGAUUAGCUGGUUUUGCCAGACUUUGUCCUGGUGAUCAGUAUGAGAUUUUCAUGAGAUACGGCCGACAGCGGUGGAAACUGAAGGGGAAGAUCGAAGGAAACUCUAAGCAGAGUUGGGAUGGAGAGGAGAUGAUCUUCAUGCCCCUUAUUUCAGACCUUAUUAACAUCAAGGUGACCGAGUUAAAGGGUUUGGCCACUCAUGUUUUGGUGGGCAGUGUGAUCUGUGAAACCAAGGACCUGUUCACCGCUAUGCCUCAGGUGGUUGCUGUAGACGUCAACGACCUGGGAACCAUUAAACUUAACCUGGAGGUCGCCUGGUUUCCGUUUGACGUGGAGGAUCUGACUCUGUCCUCUGGGAACGUGAGUAAAGCCACUGCCCUUCAGAGACGGGUUUCAGUCUAUAGCCAAGGCACACCCGAGACGCCCACUUUCCAGGACACAUCUUUCUUUAAGUGGCAGCCCAGGCGAUGGGAAGGCCAGCGUCUCUCGUUUUUGCACACACUCAGAGAGACUCUAAUAGAGAAACUCAGACGCAGCCGCUCUUUCGGCGAUCUGGCCGCACUGAGACCUCGCUCAAGGUCCAGUCUAGAAGUCUACUCCACUUUACCAGAUGACGUCUUUGAGAAUGGAGGCUGCGGUGUGGCUGAAUGCAAGCGUCUGUCUUUCACCUUCUCAGACACGUCCACCUCAAGCCCUGUCCCUGUCCAGUCAAACCCUGAGAUUACAGUUACCCCUCCCGAGACGGACCCAUCAUCUGAACCACCUCCAACCUCAGAGGAGCAGCUGGUUGAGGAGGAGUGUGUAGAAGAAGACUGCGGCAGUAUCAGCGUCAGUGUCAGCGUCAGUGAUCCGGACCUCGAGUGGGACCAGGUUGAAACCCAGGGGCCUGAAACAGGCUCUGUGGCCCUCUCGUUGUGCUCUGAGAGUCAGCUUUCUGCAGUAGGACCAGAGGACGUGGUGUUUCUGGAGCCCAAUGUGUCUGAUGAAGCCCUGGAGCUGAAGCCGGUGGAGCUGGAUGGGGAGGAAGGCAGUCUGACCAGGCAGCUGGUGAGGAGGCUGACCUCGUCUGAUAUGCUGCCUGAGACCAGUGCUCUGAGCUGGGCUGGAGAGAACAGCAGGACUUUUAUGGAGAGCAGUCUGGAGGAGGUCAUUCAGUCGCUGCUCCUGCGGCUAGAGAGUUUAGGGCAGCGCUGCGGGGAACUGCAGGACCUGGAGCAGGAAGUCAUGAGACUUGAAGACCUGCUCAAGUGUCGAGUGCAUGCCCAUAGGAGCCGCUCAUCAAGCCUCAGUUUGACGGUAGAAAGCGCUCUGGAAAGUUUUGACUUCCUCAACACCUCUGACUUCGAUGACGAUGACACAGGAGAUGACGCUGGCACUCUCUCACGUGCUGUCUUCUUUGACAUGGAGUCAGAGAGAAUGGGGUCAGGUCAACAUCCAGAAGCGCGAGGCCAUCUGAGUGAAGCCCUCACAGAGGACACAGGCGUGGGGAACAGUGUGGCCGGCAGCCCUUUGCCCCUCACGACAGGAAACGAGAACCUAGACGUAGCCGUCGUCAUUCAUCUGCAAUACUGCAAUCAUCUCAUUCAGUUGUUGACUUCAGGAGGAAGCCAGUCACAGCAUAAGACAUACCUGCACAAACUAGCAACUCAAACUCUGCUGUUGGAGGAGCUCAGUGAGAGGAACUUUGACAGACCGAGCAGCUGCACUUCAGUGCCUGAUGUGCUGCCGGGGCUGGUGGAGCGGCCAGCGCUGAUGUCUCUAUGGUCCGACUGCAGCGGUGGGCUUUUCCACAGCACACUAGACCGAGUGUUAAAGCACAUGCAUCUCAGCUUUGCCUUAGGACUGCAACAGGUUCUGCCUCACUCUCCUGACUCAGUGAUCAAGAUGGUGGUGAAUGAGAUGAUGGACAGGAGUGAACUGGCCUCCUCCUCAACUUCUCCAGCACAGGACGUCAUCACUGUGUUUCAGUUCCACCGCUACAUUGUUGAACACUGUAUCACAGACAUGGAGCAACACCUGCUGGAUUUAGCCAAAGAGGUCAUGCUUGAAGAAGCCCUGAGAUGUGGAGAUCCAGAACGCUCUCUGAAGGAACUACAGGAAGUGUCCAUCACGUGUCUUCAGCCCCGUUCUCAAACUCUAUUGGCUGUGGCUGGUCUGCUGACCACUGAUGACCCUGAAGUGAUGAAGGCCACCUCAGACUUCCUCUCCUCUGCUGCCUCACAUCAGCCCUUCAGGUCAAAGGCUGUUGAUUGUUACACACAAGCCUUAUCAGAAAGUCAGUUACACACACAGAGAGCUGCAUGUGCUGCUCUGAGCUGCCUUCAGGCUGUGGAGAGCAUUGAUGCUGUCAUUUUACUGUGUGACUCUGUGGAUGAAGAGCUCCGGCAGAUUGCUAUUGAAACCCUCCUCACUUUCGGUGAGGAUGGGCGGCUGGCAUACGAGCAACUGGACACCGUCCCGAGGGAGAUGGUGCGGCUGGGCACUCGGCGUGGAAAUGCGGUGACCACUUCAUUUUAG
This is a messenger RNA of Danio rerio (zebrafish), 3319 nucleotides long. It is a transcript of the gene ripor2, whose product is annotated as RHO family interacting cell polarization regulator 2. NCBI's taxonomy places the organism in Eukaryota, Metazoa, Chordata, Actinopteri, Cypriniformes, Danionidae. The record is from RefSeq and is marked provisional. Gene Ontology annotation, cellular component: apical plasma membrane; stereocilium; cytoplasm.